UUUAGGCCGCGAUACGCACUUCCUUUUUACCGUGGCCGCCAUAGAGAGAGGAGCGUGGUCCCGGCGAGCCCAAAGACUACAAUCUAAAAAUGGCCUGUGCUCGACCCCUGAUCUCGGUUUAUUCCGAGAAAGGAGAGUCUUCUGGAAAAAAUGUUGUGAUGCCUGCUGUGUUCAAGGCACCCAUCCGCCCUGAUGUGGUGAAUUUUGUGCAUACCAACAUGCGCAAAAAUAGUCGCCAGCCCUAUGCCGUCAGCGAGUUGGCAGGUCACCAGACCAGUGCAGAAUCCUGGGGAACAGGACGAGCUGUGGCCCGUAUCCCUCGGGUGAGAGGAGGUGGUACUCACCGCUCUGGGCAGGGAGCCUUUGGAAAUAUGUGUCGUGGUGGACGCAUGUUUGCUCCCACCAAAACCUGGCGCCGCUGGCACCGCAGAAUCAAUACCACCCAGAAGCGUUACGCCAUCUGCUCCGCCCUGGCCGCCUCUGCCAUCCCAGCACUUGUCAUGUCUAAAGGACAUCGUAUUGAGGAGAUCCCAGAAGUUCCUCUGGUGGUCGAUGACAAAGUUGAAAGUUACAAAAAGACCAAGGAGGCUGUGUUGCUCCUGAAGAAACUCAAGGCCUGGAAUGAUAUCAAAAAGGUGUAUGCCUCCCAGCGCAUGCGUGCCGGUAAAGGCAAGAUGAGGAAUCGCAGACGUAUCCAGCGCAGAGGCCCCUGCAUCAUCUACAACCAGGAUGCCGGAGUCACAAAAGCCUUCAGAAAUAUUCCAGGCAUCACUCUGCAGAACGUGAACAAACUGAACCUCCUGAGGAUCGCUCCCGGAGGUCAUGUCGGCCGCUUCUGCAUCUGGACCGAGAGUGCCUUCCGCAAACUGGAUGAACUCUACGGCACAUGGCGCAAGCCCUCGUCCCUCAAGGUCGAUUACAACCUGCCAAUGCACAAGAUGACCAACACUGACCUGAGCAGGAUUCUUAAGAGUGAGGAGAUCCAGAAGGCCCUUCGUGCACCAAACAAGAAGAUCAGUCGCAGAGUCUUGAAGAAGAAUCCUCUCAAGAACCUGAGGAUAAUGCUCAAACUGAACCCAUACGCCAAGACGGCCAGACGUCACGCCAUUCUGCAGCACGACCCUGCGAUUAAGGCAAAGAUGUUGAAGCCCAAGAAGAAGAGGGUCCUGAGGAAGAUUCCAGCCAAACCCAAGGCAUAAAUCUACAGAGGUUCAGAGACUUAAUAAAGAGGUUUCACUUUCA
Molecule: messenger RNA, 1242 nt
Organism: Periophthalmus magnuspinnatus
Lineage: Eukaryota; Metazoa; Chordata; Actinopteri; Gobiiformes; Gobiidae
Gene: rpl4
Product: ribosomal protein L4
Exons: 10
Coding region: 90-1199 (369 amino acids)
Biological process (GO): translation
Cellular component (GO): cytosolic large ribosomal subunit; ribosome
Molecular function (GO): RNA binding; structural constituent of ribosome
Source: RefSeq, a predicted model, not a curated record